UGUUGUACGCAAACUUUUGUUGACUGUGCCGCGUGCUUCAGUAAAAUAUUUUUAGUGGAUUCUAAACUGAAAUUUCUUUAAUAACUAAUUAAAAUAACUAAUUAAAAUAAGUGCCAGUGAGCUCCAAAUAUGGGAAAACUCAACAAAAAAUUGCUUCAAUCAAAACCAAACCUCCAGCAAGACAAAAAAGCUGCUGAUUCCAAAGCAGUAUCCGGUCCUUUUCCUAUAUACCGCACCAUACCUGUUCAGCUGAAUGGACCAGAACCGAAAAGUUUCAAAGUUUCGGCAAAAUCCAAAGCUAAAGUUGCUAAGCCAGUGGUAUCGGAGGCAAAACCGGAACUACCGAAACCAAGCAAGGAUGAACCUAUCGACUCUGGUAAAAUCAAAAAGCUUCGCAAGACUACCAUCAGCAGGUUGAAUAAAAAAGAAAAGGUCAAAUUCCGAAAAGAGGAAAUCCUAAAAAAGAUCGAACUCACUCAAAAAGCGUUCAAAGAGGACAAACUGAAGAAAAAGCGCGAGAAGACGGCUGUCACGGGAGACAUGAGACCCUUGCUGGAUGCCCUGCCCUCGUUGGAUUCGCUGUUCAAGAUGAAAUCGACCGCCGACAGCAUCAAAACCGGAGUUCCCAAAUUUGACAAAAAGGCGGUUCCCAAGACGAAACAGCAGCUCAAGGUGGAACGGCUGAAGAAGAAAAAGGUUGACUUCCUGGCACGCUGCCAGAAGGUGAACCAGGUUCUCAAGUCGAAAAAGUGCAGGAAAAAUCCCAAAAAUAUGAUCGCCGAGCACAUUCGCAACACUCGGAAGGAACAGCUACAGCUGCUGAUGGGUGGGUCAUAGUUGGGUAGGUUUAAGGUGACAUUUGUACAGUUCAAUAUUGUAUCGGAAUGCUCUGCAUUUGGAAAUUAUUAGUACUGAUCGAUGCUCUGUCAGAAGUUUAAAUAAUAUAAUGAGUUUAUAAAUUAGAGAGUAAUAAAAUUAUGAAGUAUAAAUGAA
Molecule: messenger RNA, 993 nt
Organism: Aedes albopictus (Asian tiger mosquito)
Lineage: Eukaryota; Metazoa; Arthropoda; Insecta; Diptera; Culicidae
Product: ribosome biogenesis protein SLX9 homolog
Exons: 1
Coding region: 130-837 (235 amino acids)
Biological process (GO): maturation of SSU-rRNA from tricistronic rRNA transcript (SSU-rRNA, 5.8S rRNA, LSU-rRNA)
Cellular component (GO): 90S preribosome; nucleolus; preribosome, small subunit precursor
Source: RefSeq, a predicted model, not a curated record